Molecule: messenger RNA, 912 nt
Organism: Ustilaginoidea virens
Lineage: Eukaryota; Fungi; Ascomycota; Sordariomycetes; Hypocreales; Clavicipitaceae
Exons: 1
Coding region: 1-912 (303 amino acids)
Source: RefSeq, a predicted model, not a curated record
AUGCAACACCUUGCAACCGUUCUCGGCCUGUUGGCUGCUGUCGGAUCUGCCUACGCUCCCGGCAAACGCCACUUGCAUUUCCCUCAGAGCAACAGCACUCAGAUCCAGAGCCAGCUCACGACCACGGCGGCUCCCACGGCGGCUCCCACGGGCAUCAUUCUACCCUCUACCGCCCUCUCCUCCGCCAUUGCCCCCGGAAACGCAACCACGACCCAAGGAGGCAACAGUCCGGUGACCACCCGAGUCACUGAUGUUGUCACGGACAAGACCAUGACCUUGACGCUGGGCACCGGAUCCUUUGCCUCCGUCGUCACUCGAGUCUACCACGCUACCAUUCGAGAGACCAUUACCGUUCCUUGCUCUCAGGGCAAUGCUGAGCCCACUGCUUCCGAACCCACAGCUCCCACCGGAGGUGACUCCACGACUACCAUUACGGAAACAGAAACCACCAAGAUUUAUCGCACUGUCAAAAUCUCCCGCACCAAGCCGACAAACACUCCUCCUGGGAAUGGGGACGGCGGCUCCCUCGGCUACCCCAGCUCUGCUAACUGCCCUGCUGUCACCGUCACCGUCACCGCCAAGGAGUAUGUCACGAUGCCUGUCAGCGCUGUCACCACUGUUUACGUCACCAUGGGUGCCCCCUCUGCCAACUGCGGUACCUACCCUGCUCAGCCCGCUACCACCGACGACUCAUCUGGAAGUAACGGCAACGGAGGCAACCAGACGCCCCAACCCUCUCCCACGCAGCCCCCUCCUGGCACCCAUUCAGCUUCCGAUGGUGAUGAGACCACAACCCUCACGGCUACUGCUACCGUUGUUCCCUAUCCUGCGGGCAACGGCACCCACCCCAGUGGCACUGCCUACAGCAGUGGCCAUGUCGGACCCACUGGUUUCGCUCGCAUCCGUCACUAA